Molecule: messenger RNA, 3027 nt
Organism: Epinephelus lanceolatus (giant grouper)
Lineage: Eukaryota; Metazoa; Chordata; Actinopteri; Perciformes; Serranidae
Source: RefSeq, a predicted model, not a curated record
UGCCAAUGGGCGCACUGGGAAGGCUGGGUUAGCGGGUGGAGCCGGGGGAAGCAGCCCAGUUGGUUUGCGGCUCCACAUCGCCUCCAUACAUCGCUUCCACAGUGCGGAUGAAGAAGAUUUUGUGAAAUUACCCAUUACAGAUUAUUCUUGUGUGUAAUAUAUUUCUGUCCGGGGUCCUGGAUUUACACAGAGGAGGAGCGGGGAGCCGAUCAUCCGUCGUUCUCUUGGUACCAGGGAGCACGUGACCCCGGAGAUGAACAAGCUUCGUCAGAGCCUGAGGAGGAAGAAGCCCACCUACGUGCCAGAGGCCAGCAGACCGCAUCAGUGGCAGGCAGACGAGGAGGCUGUACGAAAGGGCAAAUGCAACUUCCCUGUUCGGUACCUGGGGUUGGUCGAGGUGGAGGAGUCGAGAGGGAUGCAUGUAUGCGAGGAGGCAGUGAAGAAGCUUAAAGUUAGUGGGAAAAAGACAGUCAAGGCAGUAUUGUGGGUUUCAGCUGAUGGACUCAGGGUGGUGGAUGACAAAACUAAGGACCUCAUUGUGGACCAGACCAUAGAGAAGGUUUCAUUCUGUGCUCCUGAUCGUAACUAUGACAAGGCCUUCUCCUACAUCUGCCGAGACGGUACUACCAGACGGUGGAUGUGCCACUGCUUCAUGGCUCUCAAAGACUCGGGGGAGAGACUAAGCCAUGCAGUUGGCUGUGCCUUCGCCGCCUGUCUGGAGAGGAAGCAGCGCAGGGAGAAGGAGUGCGGCGUGACGGCUUCUUUUGACGCCAGUCGCACCUCGUUUGUGCGUGAGGGCUCCUUCCGGUCCAACCCUUCUUGCCAGCAGAGCAGCAGCAGCGAGAGAGAUGACAAGCUGCAGGACAAGAAGAAAGACCAACCUUCUGCCAUCCCAGCUCUCCCACCUGGCACCGCCUCCCCACCCGAGGGUGCGGCGUCCCCCAUGGAGCGACCAGAGCCUGGCGGGCCUCACGCCAUCCCCCGUCGCCACGCGCCCAUCGAGCAGCUGGUGCGUCAGGGCUCGUUCCGGGGAUUCCCAGCCCUCAGCCAGAAGAACUCUCCCUUCAAGAGGCAGCUGUCGCUCCGCCUCAACGACCUGCCAUCCACACUGCAACGCAAGACCGACUUCCAAGACAAGAACCCUGUACCAGAGAUGGAUAUGGGGUUGCCAGGGGAGGGAGACUGUAGUAUUAACGCCCUGUGUAGCCAGAUCAACACUUCCUUCACCAAUCCAUCGGCUGAGCUCUUCUCAAACCCGUCUUUGCCUGCGAAUGGCCCUCCAACCUGCACUGUGCCCCCAGCCCUGCCUCCACCACCUGGACCAAUUCAGGGUACUUCUUCCUGGGUGCAGCCAGAGCCUCCACUCCACUCUCCUCCUCCGGUUUCUGUGGCGAUGCAAAUGCAGAUGCAGAGCGGACACAGGCGCACACCCUCCGAGGCUGAGAGAUGGCUGGAGGAAGUCUCCAAGGCUGUAAAGGCUCAGCAGACCCCUCCACCAGGCCCCACCAUCCCCACUAUCCCUGGACCACCCUCUAUGUCGAGUCAGCAGAUGUCCAGUCAGGCAGUCAUAUCAGCUGCCCCAGUGUCCACUGUCCCAAUGUCCCUUGGCACCAUGUCCAAACCUCUCCUCUCGGGCCCCUCUGCUCUCUCAGGUCAGGCGCCGAUGCCCCUCCCGCCCAUGUCAAUAUCAUCAGUUCCUCUAAUACCAGGUCCUCCAGUGUCAGGCCCCCCGAUGUCUCUACCCUCCAUGUCCAUUCCCACGAUGUCCGGUCCGAGCAUGUCUGGGGCCCCAAUGAUCCAGCCCUCCCUCCCUGGGCCCCCAUGCUCACUUCCAAGCUCCAUGCAACCCUUUCCCUUGGCUUUUGAUACCACCCCAGCUCCUGUGGGAAUGUUCGCCAGCCAGCCUGUCCAACCAGCAUUUGUGCCCAUGCAGACCUACAUGCCAGGCCUGGCCAGCAGUAUGACAUAUCCCAAUGCCAGUGUGCCUGUGGUAGGCAUCACACCAUCGCAAAUGGUGGCUAACGUCUUCUGCACUGCUACAGGCUCAUCUGGUGCAGGUGGAGCCAUGGGCACGGCCGUAGGGGGACCAAAAGUGGGGCCACUUGGAACAGCUGGGCAGCACCAUUCUUACCCAGGCGUACCCAGUGCAGUCGGGCACACUGGAGGGUUUUCCACACCGCCAUUCUCUCCCACUCCGCCAUUAUCGACAGCCAUUAACGGCCUCCCACCGCACAGCAGCGCCACGAUGGCCCUCCAGAAUGGGACCUCCAGCAGUGGUGGGAAUGGUGGCAGCAGUAGCAGCUGGCCGCCAGAGGGCAGCCAGCUAACAGCUCCGGCAGCCAGCGACUCCCAAGACGAUGAUCGUUUUGAAGCUAAGUGGGCAGCACUGGAGGCCAAACCAUCGCCUCAGCAGCCUGGAAAUAAGACACCAGCUGCAGCAGCCAACCCGUUUUCCAACAAUCUUCAAAAGACUUUUGAGAUUGAGCUUUAAGCCUGAGUUGGCCUCCCAAAGCUGUAGCUCUAGCCCUGAAGUUCAAGUGAGAAAUGUGGGCUUAGGACAGGAUGCAGGUCCUCAAAGUUAGCCUAGCAUCUGACCUGUGGCAGCCUAGCAACUUGCUAAAAGCUCUCAUAUGAGUUGAUGUUAUAAUGAUCUUAAUUGCUUUCUUCACACUCCAAUGAGAGCUUUGGAGGAAGCUUACAAGUUGCUGGGCUGCCAUCGAAUGAUCAGGUCUCUAGCUCACUAGACUUGUUGGACUGAAUCCUUCCACUCCACCCGCUACCCACCUUUCUUCCCUGCUUUCACUUCUCCACUCUUGCUUUUCUUUACUUGGUGCAAGUCCCUGGAUGUACUGUAUGUGUCCCCCUGAGGACAUUGUAGGGGGGGCACAGCCCAGUGGUUUCUUUCUUUAAAAGGGGACUCCACUCAGAUGCAUUCCAAACCCAUGAGAUGUUUUUGUUUUUUUCCCUGGUGGAGGAUUUUGGUGGAGAAUAUAGCAGAUAUGGCAACAUCACAAGACGUGCAGAGAA